GUCUGUCGUCUGAGUGCAGCAGCAUGUCUGGCCGGGGCAAGGGCGGCAAGGGGCUCGGCAAGGGCGGCGCCAAGCGCCACCGCAAGGUGCUGCGCGACAACAUCCAGGGCAUCACCAAGCCGGCCAUCCGCCGCCUGGCUCGGCGCGGCGGUGUCAAGCGCAUCUCGGGGCUCAUCUAUGAGGAAACUCGCGGCGUGCUGAAGGUGUUCCUGGAGAACGUGAUCCGCGACGCCGUCACCUACACGGAGCACGCCAAGAGGAAGACUGUCACAGCUAUGGACGUAGUCUAUGCCCUCAAGCGCCAGGGUCGCACUCUCUACGGCUUCGGCGGUUAAACUUCCUUCUUAACCCAGCAAAUCUUUAACACAAAGGCUCUUUUCAGAGC
Messenger RNA from Serinus canaria (Common canary), 385 nucleotides. Its product is annotated as histone H4. Lineage: Eukaryota; Metazoa; Chordata; Aves; Passeriformes; Fringillidae. Gene Ontology annotation, biological process: nucleosome assembly. The coding region runs from base 24 to 335 and encodes 103 amino acids. Gene Ontology annotation, molecular function: structural constituent of chromatin; protein heterodimerization activity; DNA binding. The record is from RefSeq and is a predicted model, not a curated record. The transcript has a single exon. Gene Ontology annotation, cellular component: nucleosome.